AACAUCAAACAACAACAACAAAUGCCGAUUAAAGAUUCUUAACACUACGCGUAUACGCAUUCUGUUCGGGUCUUUGUUCCAGCAAAAAAUGAUUUUCCUGCAUCAGCCAUGAAACUAAUCCAGAUCUGCAAGCAUCAUUCCACGGCAUUACUUCUAGUCACUUCUUUGCUUCUUUUUACCGUUUACGAAUUAUCGGUGGUGCGGUACAAUAAUUUGAUUAACACCAUUUUUCCUAAAGAAAAAAAUUUAUUGGCGUCCUUACUAGCCAAAAGCGAUGCAAAUCCGACAGAACCAGCGCCGGUGAUUUUAUUCUGGACGGAAUAUUUCAGUGAAAUUCACCAAUUCCAGUCAUUAUCGCAAGGCGCUGCGAGCGUUGGAAGCCUGUCCGAUGUCCGCUGCGAACUGACAUCCGAACGGAAUCGGCUGAAUUCCAGCGCAGCGGUUCUGAUUCACAUACGGGAUCUCAAUAACGAAGAAGGCGGAGCGAACUAUGAGUUUCCUUCUUUCCGUUCACCGGAGCAGUAUUAUGUGUUUUAUCUGCUGGAAUCGCCGAUGCAUACGCAGUACGAUCUCACAGUGUUCGAUGAUGGGUAUUUCAACCUGACCUUCACUUAUCGGAUGGAUUCCGAUAUUUUUGAUCCAUAUUAUUUUAUUGAUUAUCACCCGGUGUUGUGGCGGAGUGAGGAGGAUUUCCUCCAGGUUUGGCGGAAGAAAUCGCAGGACAUUGCGUAUUACGAGUCGUACUGCAAUGCGCCCAGCGGGCGGCGCUCAGUUGUUAACAUGCUGGCGCGAUAUGUGCGUGUAGAUAUUUAUGGUGAAUGUGGAUUUUUGAAGUGUCCGAAGAAUGAAGAGGAAAAAUGCAAUGCGAUGUUAUCGACUUAUAAAUUUUACUUGGCCUUCGAAAACAGUAUCUGCAAAGACUACGUCACCGAGAAAAUCCACCGAGCCCUCAACCACGGUACCAUCCCGGUGGUGUUUGGUGGCGCUACAUACAGUGAAAUAUUCCCGCCAAAUUCUUUCAUCAACGCACUGGACUUCCCCUCGAUCGCCGCUCUCGCCGACUACUUACAUCAAGUCGCCACUGACCAGAAGUUAUAUGCAUCAUAUUUACAGUGGCGCUACGAUCCACAAUGGCUACGGCUGCAUGACCGCUUCUACCCGGCCCGCUCCGGCUGGUGUGCACUGUGCCGGCGGAUGCAGAAAAAACACCGGACGCGGAAGAUCAUGUACAAUCUCAGCGUGUGGUGGGAGAAGGAUGCCCGGUGUCUGAGUGUCGAUGCUGAUUACUGGGACGGAGGCGGCCCGGAGCCGCUGCAGACGGAUGGCCAAUUAAACGCGCCAGUUUUUUAAUGACUAAUACUGUAUCUGUGAUUUUACAUUGCAUCGUUAAACUGCGAUACCGGUAUUAGGUUUUCUUUCAUUUUGUGUUAAUUUUGAUCAUGACGUGUUUUUUUUAUUACUCAGUUUAUGCAGUACCGGCAAAAAAUUAACAUUUUCGCUUUGCGGAAUAAUUUCACUUUUGGAGUGGCAAAAAAAUGGUACGGCUAAUUGAUAAUAAACUAAUUAAUUAGGAUUUUUUUAAUUUUGUAUAAAUACAAGUUUUCGAAGUACGUCGUUGUUUUGCACCAAAAUGACGCAAUUUCAGCAAUAAUUCCAUUAAGAAGGUCAGUCAUGAUACCUUUCCCAUGCACUUGUAAGUUCAUGUGCUCGUUAUCGCUUUAGCGACCGUCACGUUUUUCGGCUUAAAAAUGUGGAAAUCGUGCAAUUUUUCCGCUGUGCAAGCAGAAUUGAAAACAUAAGGUUUAUUAUUUCUGGCAGUUUUGGAAGCGGUAAGUGUGGUGGAAUCAUUUCAUUUUAGGACAUAACACUGCAGAAAAUAACGUUAUACAGUGUAGAAAGUUGCGGAUUUGCAUUGGACUUCGGUUCCGGAUUGAUCGAUUUGGCAAACGGACAGCGCCAUGAAGGUCAUAAUAAUUUCAGUUUUCGUAUGUAUCUUUGUAUCUCGAAGUGUACUGUCCGCUCCUGCUGCGCCAUCGAUUGCCAAUCCACCACAUCCAGCUGAAGCCCCAAUUUCAGAGUCAACACUGACGAGAGCGGGAAUAAACACAAGAACACUCUCAGCUUCUCAAGUCAGUAUGCUCAUCAAAAUUCUGCAAGCUUUACAGAAGCCGACCACCACGACCGCGGCGCCGACGGAACCACCGGCUGAUGGUGGGAGCGAUAAUCCACCGCCACCGCCCGGUGCCACGACAGUCAAUCCUUUGGUGGCAAUUUUUCAGCUAUUGUUGGGCAAAGGCACCGGUAGUAGCACGACUGGUGGUGGCGCGGGAGCCCCUUCUUAACGAGGAUACGGACUUGCAGACUACCCAACAUAAAUCUGGACGAUCGACCAUAUAAUAUCGGCUAUAUGUAAUAAUCAAUUAGUAACCUUUUCCAGUGCUUACUACGGUUUAACUGGUUAAUCGUUGCUACAACUGUAGCCGCUACUAACGUUGGUAUAUAGUGAUGGCUAAUUUAGGCUAUAAUUAUGUGUAUGUAUCUGCACAACUAAUUUUUCGUUAUGCCACCGACAGAAUGUCCGGUCAGUCGAGUGUUUUUUGGUUUCUUAUUCAUGUGUGCUUGUACGCAUACACCGUAGAAUUGGCAUAAACUGAUUCAUCAAUGUACGUGCUUAAAUUAAAGCCUAAAAUUUA
Paramacrobiotus metropolitanus is the source of this 2693-nucleotide messenger RNA. RefSeq names its product alpha-(1,3)-fucosyltransferase C-like. Gene Ontology annotation, cellular component: membrane. Bases 109 to 1350 code for a protein of 413 amino acids. The transcript has 4 exons. The record is from RefSeq and is a predicted model, not a curated record. Lineage: Eukaryota; Metazoa; Tardigrada; Eutardigrada; Parachela; Macrobiotidae. Gene Ontology annotation, molecular function: alpha-(1->3)-fucosyltransferase activity.